CAUAAGAUGAAGAAACGCUAUGUGGACGCGAACAGGCUUCGGAAAAUGAAAAAGCUGAAAAUAACGGAGAAGCUGUCGGAAAGUGCGUACACCGUCCUGAAGUUCAUGAUGAUGUGGACGCUGGUGCUGCUGGCCGACUUCAUCCUUGAAUUCAGACUGGAGUAUCUGUGGCCGUGCUGGCUCUUCUUUGGGAGUGUGUACACCACUUUCCACUGCCACGGGCUGGUUAUUUGUGUUGUUUUUGUUUGUGCUGCCUUCACUCUGGACAUCUUUUGUUUAAUUUUUGUCCCUUUGCACUGGCUGUUCUUUGUGGCGAGCACCUAUGUAUUAUUCAAUUACAUAUGGCACACAGAGAAAGGCAUCUGCAUAUCGACGGUGUCCCUGUGGAUUCUGCUUGUGUACACAGAGGCUUCACUUCGACUCAAAGACCUUAAAACCUCUCAUGCCAACCUGUCUCAUCUUUUUGCUGCACACUGCAUUGGAUAUCCUGUGGUGUAUCUGGGGUUUUAUGCCACCUGCUAUUUCACCAACAUCUUCAAGCUGCGCAUACAGAAAUCAGUGCAGAGUGAGAACGACUUCCACAUGCACCUCCUGCAGCACUCGCUCCCUCCAGGCCUGCAGGUUUACUCCAAGACCGGCACAGAUGGCAGCAGCAGCUCAAAAUGGAAGGUAAAGCCUGAGUCGACUCAGUAUCAGUGUCAAAACGGCGCUGCAGGGGCCCAUGAUGAGAGACACACUGUGGACUGCCUCCAGAUCCGCAGCGAGGAGAGAGCGACGGAGAAGGGAACGCAGGAGGUGAGGUCAGCCGAGUCAAACCGCCGGCUGUCAUCCUCCAAACCCGGUGAGUCCAGAGAUCUGCUCCACUGUGGGGCAGGAGGACCAGAAUCCUCGACCGCCCCCGAAAAUCUACCUCAAGAUGAGCAAGGAGGCAAAGCAACGCGGGCGGCUAAAAGCUCCUCGCCAAAAGCCCGCAGAAGCAGCACGAACACUCCCUCGCCGCCUGCAGGGAGGACCGAGAAGAAACAGAGAUCCAGCUCAAAAACAGUCAGCCCCAACCGGGACGCAGCAGACAAGAGUGCCACAGCAGCCCACAAUUACCACGCUGAGCAGAUGAACAGGCUGGAGCAGGAGCUGAGGAGGCUGAAGGGCGAGCUCCAGACGAGCAGGCAGAGCGAGCAGGAGCUGCGAAGUCACAUCUGCAACUUGACCAACAGCGAGAGGAGCCUGAGACCAGAGGUUUCCCUGCUCAGACAGUCCAACAUGCUGCUGCAGAGCAAGAUUCUUUGUCUGACUAAAACCAAGCAGAGGGACAAACAGAGCAGCGCCAUGCUGGAGAAGAAGACCAGAGCAGAGACGGAGGCCAGACUCUCUGCUGAGAAACAGUUGGCUGAGCUUCAGGCUCAGAAACUGGAGGAGGCAGCCAGCACAGCACGGAGUCUAACGAACAGGCAGGAACACUGUGAAACCCAAAUGUUAAGGAAAAGAGUAAAAGAUCUAGAGACAGAGUACAAACAACUACAGCUGGAGUAUCAAGUGAAAGAGAGUCGUGUGGUAGAUCUAGAGAGUGAUGUUGAGGCUCUGGGAAAGUACCGCUGUGUGGAGAAAGACACGGACAUGAUGCUGACCACGCUGUCGGCCAUGCAGGAGAAGGCUCAGCACCUGGAGUACAACCUGAGCGCCGAGACUCGCAUCAAGCUGGACCUGUUCUCGGCUCUGGGAGACGCCCGCAGGCAGCUGGAGAUCGCUCAAGAUAAAGUGAUGAAGCAGGACCGGGAGAUCAGGGAGAUGAAGCAGAAGAUUGCCGAGGUGAUGGCGGUCAGUCCCGCCGUAUCCUACAUGGCCCCGCGGCCUCCGGUGCCGCAGUAUCUCACCAAGUUACUCAACUCUGAGCGCUACAUGCUGAACCCACGAGCGCUGAUGUACCAGUGUCUGAAGAAAUAAAGGACGUCAUCGCCUUCUUCAGAUCCGCAGACCUCUUUGGCAGACUCCCGAAAGCCUAACGGAUUUUAUAACAGAGCUAAACGACACCAUGAAGUCAUCUACUUCCAGCCAUGAGUGGAGCCAGAAUGACCCUCCUCAAGUCGAAUGCCUUUUCGCUGCACUGACGGUGCUAACUUGACAUUACUGCAUAUAUUUCCUGAUUCAUCACACGUCAAGGGUUGAAGAGUUUCACUCCAAAAUACGAUACCUGAUACGCAGGGCUGAAGGGAUGCAGCAGAGAAAAGCGCGACAUGUCUUCAGAUUCAGGCCCUGAUUCAGAGAUGAAACACUGAACGACUCCUGUUAAAGCUUUGUUCAAAGAAAGCUGGACCCCAAAACGAUGAUCUCACAUCAGUAAACAUGAAUUUGUUGUUCAGGCACUCAGUUUAAAGUUCGCUACAAGCCACCUGCUGUCGCUUUAAAAGACCUGAUGACUCACUGACUGGGUUUCCUGUCACGACAGUAAAAGUCCCCACUCAGUAAAUGCAUUCAAAGUAUCAAUAAGUAUACAUAAGAUUUAGAGACUAUAAUGUUUCAGUUGUUGAUCUGCAGCGAUAUUGACUAACGCAUUCAAAGUAACAGGAUACAAUUUUACAAUCUUGUUCAUCUCUUUGAGCCAAAUGAUUUUUAGAUAUUAGAACAAAAGGAUCUAAUAGGCCUUAAACAGCAGACAUUUUCACUCGUGUCCCAGUAAGACGUGACAGAGAGCCAGCAAGCACAAUACCAGGAAACUGAAGCGGCUAAAUGGAAUUCAGCCAUCGUUCAUUUUAUUAUGCUUUUCCUGUCAUGACGUGAUAAAAUGUCUUCUGUGGAAAAGGCCCGUUGAAAUACUAAGAUUUCAUGUUCAUUUAGACAUGAGAACUGUGACAAAUAUCUUAAUGCAUGUCUCAAUAUCAUUAUAGAGACAUGAGGAAUUAUAAUAUGGAAUUAUUAAAUCCCAUUUACAGUAGUUGUGUUUAUGAGCUACCUUUGAAUUUAAAAAAUAAAAUAAACCUUUAUUUGAUUAGAUGCAAAUAUUAGGUCCAAUAAGUAUUCUAUAUACAAGUCUCUCAAAGCAUAAAUAUAAUUAUUAACUGACGACAUCUUCUUAUUCAAGGCGAGUAUGCAGCAAGAUGCUCGUUUGUGCCUGUAAAUAGUGGAUUAAGAUUAUUUGAAUUGUGCUGAAGAUGAGAGUCGUGAUAACACUUUUUAGCAUCUUUUGGAACGAGACCCUUCAGAGUUGCGGACAUUUCGAUUGAACAGGCAUCGGGGUUUGUUUUGUUUGUUUUUUUUCGUGUGAAUCUUCCUGCCGGCGAUGUGGGAGUUUCUCGAGAACGAGCCGCAGCGAUUGUUGAAUUAUCAGAGUGACCUGAGAUGCAGCAGCAGGAGCUGCGAUUAUCUCCCUUUGUCUCCACUGACAGCUAACGGCUACAUCUUGACGCUUGGCACCUCUUCAGUGGCAAACUCCUGGAAAAGAGAGAACGUGUGAAAAGGCGAACUGAACGCUCGCCACCGCGUUUGGGUGGCCAGAAUUACACUUUGAGUUGAAGUGGAGUUGUGCAUAACGAGGAAUGGCGUCGACCAAACGUGGUUCAUGAAUUUAAUUACUGUGCCUAUAUACAUUACUUUCAAACUGGGAAGUAAAACACAAAUUUAAUGUGAAAAAGUAAUGUGUUUGAAUUGAAGUGCUAUGUACUGUUUUUGUAUUCUGUUUUCUUUUUAACUCACGUUGUACAGAAUUGAAAAUACCCACGCAGCUGAAAAACGCUCCUGAGCUGGAUGUCGCCAUUUUGGUAGCUUUUUAUUUAGAGUGUGUUUCUAGGGUGUUUUAUAUCAAAAAUAUUUUUUAGUCUUGCUGUACUUUUAUUAUACUGCUGUAAUUUUGUACGGCAAUGUGUUUGUCAGCAUGAAAACGUGUUUUCUUCAACUGUUAUUUGAGCACACAUUGUGACAUUAAGUAUGUACAUGAAUAUACUUG
Chelmon rostratus (copperband butterflyfish) is the source of this 3937-nucleotide messenger RNA. Its product is annotated as macoilin-1. Bases 7 to 1941 code for a protein of 644 amino acids. Gene Ontology annotation, biological process: neuronal signal transduction. The transcript has 11 exons. Gene Ontology annotation, cellular component: rough endoplasmic reticulum membrane. The record is from RefSeq and is a predicted model, not a curated record. Lineage: Eukaryota; Metazoa; Chordata; Actinopteri; Chaetodontiformes; Chaetodontidae.